Messenger RNA from Serinus canaria (Common canary), 1377 nucleotides. RefSeq names its product glycine receptor alpha 1 (gene GLRA1). The transcript has 9 exons. Gene Ontology annotation, biological process: nervous system process; chemical synaptic transmission; chloride transmembrane transport. Gene Ontology annotation, cellular component: synapse; plasma membrane; neuron projection. The record is from RefSeq and is a predicted model, not a curated record. Lineage: Eukaryota; Metazoa; Chordata; Aves; Passeriformes; Fringillidae. Bases 1 to 1377 code for a protein of 458 amino acids. Gene Ontology annotation, molecular function: transmembrane signaling receptor activity; extracellularly glycine-gated chloride channel activity; glycine binding.
AUGUGCAACGUCAACGCGCUCGGAGUCUACGUGUGGGAGACGAUCGUUUUCUUCAGCCUGGCAGCCUCCAAGGAAGCUGAAGCAGCAGCUCGAUCUGCCCCCAAACCCAUGUCUCCUUCUGACUUCCUGGACAAGCUGAUGGGGAGAACUUCAGGAUAUGAUGCCAGGAUCAGACCAAAUUUUAAAGGCCCACCAGUGAACGUCAGCUGCAACAUUUUCAUCAACAGCUUUGGUUCGAUUGCAGAAACAACUAUGGACUACAGGGUGAACAUCUUCCUGCGGCAGCAGUGGAACGACCCCCGGCUGGCCUACAACGAGUACCCCGACGACUCCCUGGACCUGGACCCCUCCAUGCUGGACUCCAUCUGGAAGCCUGACCUGUUCUUUGCUAACGAGAAAGGGGCCCAUUUCCAUGAGAUUACCACGGACAACAAGCUGCUGAGGAUCUCCCGGAACGGCAACGUCCUCUACAGCAUCAGGAUCACGCUGACUCUGGCCUGCCCCAUGGACCUGAAGAACUUCCCCAUGGACGUCCAGACGUGCAUCAUGCAGCUGGAGAGCUUUGGCUACACAAUGAAUGAUCUCAUAUUUGAGUGGCAAGAAAAAGGAGCAGUGCAAGUUGCUGAUGGGCUGACAUUGCCUCAGUUUAUCCUCAAAGAAGAAAAAGACUUGAGAUACUGCACAAAGCACUACAACACAGGCAAGUUCACCUGUAUAGAAGCUCGUUUCCACCUGGAGAGGCAGAUGGGCUAUUACUUGAUCCAGAUGUACAUCCCCAGCCUUCUCAUUGUCAUUCUGUCCUGGAUCUCCUUCUGGAUCAACAUGGAUGCUGCACCUGCCCGUGUGGGCCUGGGCAUCACCACCGUGCUCACCAUGACCACGCAGAGCUCUGGCUCCCGAGCCUCACUGCCCAAGGUGUCCUAUGUGAAGGCCAUAGACAUCUGGAUGGCCGUGUGCUUGCUGUUUGUGUUCUCUGCCCUUCUGGAAUACGCUGCCGUCAACUUCGUGUCUCGGCAGCACAAAGAGCUGCUCAGGUUCAGAAGGAAGAGGAGGCAUCAUAAGAGUCCCAUGCUCAAUCUGUUCCAGGAGGACGAAGCUGGUGAAGGCAGAUUCAACUUCACCGCCUACGGGAUGGGGCCAGCUUGCCUACAAGCCAAGGAUGGCAUCUCUGUCAAGGGAGCCAACAACAACAACACGGCCAACCCGGUGCCGCCGCCGUCCCGCUCGCCUGAGGAGAUGAGGAAGCUCUUCAUCCAGAGAGCCAAGAAGAUCGACAAGAUCUCCCGCAUCGGCUUCCCCAUGGCCUUCCUCAUCUUCAACAUCUUCUACUGGAUCAUCUACAAGAUAGUCCGCAGAGAGGAUGUGCACAACCAGUGA